Messenger RNA from Rubroshorea leprosula, 694 nucleotides. The record is from the annotation of a GenBank genome assembly. Lineage: Eukaryota; Viridiplantae; Streptophyta; Magnoliopsida; Malvales; Dipterocarpaceae.
GUCGUUUGGUCAACAGUCCUUGUGUCGUUACCCAGAGGCAUUUUUUCUUAAUUCCCCAACGGCAGUCCCAAUCCUUUUCCGUCUUCCCUGCAAGAAGUUCUACUUGAGUACAAUGGUAAACGAUGCUGCUCUGAGGUCAUCAAUGGUGUGCUUAGCGGCAACCAUAGUGGCAGUCGGGUUGUGGACGCUCUCACUGAAGAAGAUGAUGGUUACGUACGUUGUUUUCAUGCUUGGGAUCGCCGGUGUGCUUCUGCCUGACUGGGAAUACUUCGAUCGAGAUUUCUUCCGGUGGUGCUACCCGGUUACCUCCGAAGAAAGAGACAAACUUACUGCUCUUGCUCAAAGAUCUCUGCUAAGAAGGUAUAGGAUCUACCCGUUGAGAAUUGUUGUUUACGGGACAAUUUAUGGCUAUGGUCUGUACAAGUGGUGGAAAUUUGUAUCAAGCUAAUUGCUGGAAUUCUGCAACAGUGUGUUUUACGAUUGGUUUGAGAUUGUUGUAAUGUAUUGAAUCGGUGCCGUGUUUAUGAUUAUGAAAAAAAUUUUGUUAGUAGUGUUUUGAUAAAUUAUCUUUCGACGAGUAUUAUAAAGUGUUGUGACCAAUUUUGAUAUUCGAUGUAUUUCAUGUUUGCAUUACUUUUGUUCUAAUAAGUUGGGGAAACAAGAGGAUGCCCAAUAAUAUAUCUUGAUGUUUCUU